GGCCUUCGGACGGGGCCAAUGGCGGCGGCCGUUCAGCCGGAGGUUUGAAUUUGAAAAUUCUGAAGCCGUUGCGAGCGGCUCGGCCGGAAGUGCCGCCGGGACGGUCGCUGAGGCGUUGGGAGCGGACGUUAACCGGUUACCGUGUGUGGCCGCGGAAGUGUGAGCAUCAUGGCCCAGUUUGUCUUUGAGAACGACGUCAAUAGUCUUCUGAAACUGGAUGCUCCCAUAACGAAUGGACCACUCGCCAGGUGGCAGCGGAAAGCGAAGGAGAACAGUGGAGUUGCUGGGUCUCUGGCGUCAGCUAAUACCAGUGGUCUUUCUCCAAUGAAAACUACCAACAGAUCAUUGAAUGCAUCAAAGACAUUGACGCCCAGUAAAACACCAGGGAAAACGAAAACUCCUAAAUCAUCUAAAUGUUCCAGGGUCCAGAUAACACCCUCCAAGGUAGGAGGUGACCGUUAUAUUCCAACCCGUAAUGCAGCACAAAUGGAUGUAGCACAUUUCUUAAUCAACAAAGAUCAAGAAAACGAAUCUCCAACCAAAAAAGAGCAGCAAAAGGCCUGGUCAUUAAACUUGAAUGGUUAUGAUAUUGACCAGGCAAAGAUUCUGCGCUUGAGUGGGAAACCCCUUCAUGCACCAGAAGGUUAUCAGAAUAAUCUCAAAGUUUUGUACAGUCAAAAGACUCCAAGUUCCACCAAGAAGAUCAGUCGGUACAUCCCCUCCAUGCCAGAACGAAUCUUGGAUGCUCCUGAGAUCCGAAAUGAUUAUUACUUGAAUCUAAUUGAUUGGAGUACACUGAAUUAUCUGGCUGUGGCACUUGGGAACAAUGUAUACCUUUGGCACGGUGAAUCAGGAAACAUCGUUCCACUUGUACAAUUGGAAAAUCCAGAGGACUACAUCUCUUCUGUAUCCUGGAUAAAGGAGGGAAACUACUUGGCAGUUGGAACAAUGAUUGGGGAGGUCCAGGUUUGGGAUGUUGAAAAUCAGAAACGUCUGAGGAACAUGGUGAGUCAAACUGCACGAGUAGGAGCCCUCAAUUGGAACAGUUAUAUUCUUUCUAGUGGCUCCAGAUUGGGUCAAAUUCAUCAUCACGAUGUCCGUAUAGCACAACACCAUGUGGCCACUCUAGCUGGGCAUACCCAAGAGGUCUGUGGUUUGAAAUGGUCACCUGAUGGCAGAUACCUUGCGAGUGGUGGCAAUGACAACAUUCUAAAUAUCUGGCCCAGUGUCCCUGGGAAUGAUACAGAGUGUGCACCGUUGCACACAUUCACACAGCAUCAGGGUGCUGUUAAGGCAGUUGCCUGGUGCCCUUGGCAGGCGAAUAUCCUAGCGAGUGGUGGUGGUACAAGUGACCGGUUCAUUCGCCUUUGGAAUGUCAAUACUGGAUCCUGUUUGAAUGCGGUGGACACACGAUCACAGGUUUGUUCCAUAGUUUGGUCAACUGAAUAUAAAGAACUGGUAUCAGGUCAUGGAUAUUCACAGAAUCAACUGGUAAUGUGGAAGUACCCCACCUUAACCAAAGUAGCUGAACUGAAAGGUCAUCAAGCUCGAGUGCUGGACCUAGCCCUGAGUCCAGAUGGUACCACAGUAUGUUCAGCUGCUGCUGAUGAAACUCUACGUGUCUGGAAGUGUUUUGCUGUGGACCCAGCAAAAAAGAAAAAGAUGACAACAAAUCAACCCAGCAUGCUCCAUCAUAGUAUUCGAUAAAUUGACAUAAUAAAUUAAACUUUGUUUUUAAUUUAAUACAAGCUAUUUUUAGGUAGAGACUUAACUGAAGCAGCAUCCUUCUUGUAGGAGUGGGGAACCACAAGCCAGGAUAUCACACUUCAAAACAAUUUUUGUUUGAAUGUGAGAUGCAAUUGAAAGAACUAUUGGGUGUGGUAAACCCUUGUUCCGCUGGCAUGCUUGAUGUCCGUGUUCAGUACUUGUACCUUGUUUUUCUCUGCUUCCUACUUUUAAUGUACAAAUUGCGUAAACAUUUCAAAAUUUUAUUAAAGUUUCACAAAACUUAUGG
This is a messenger RNA of Callorhinchus milii (elephant shark), 2014 nucleotides long. It is a transcript of the gene cdc20, whose product is annotated as cell division cycle 20 homolog. Gene Ontology annotation, molecular function: protein binding; anaphase-promoting complex binding; ubiquitin ligase activator activity. Gene Ontology annotation, biological process: positive regulation of ubiquitin protein ligase activity; positive regulation of anaphase-promoting complex-dependent catabolic process; anaphase-promoting complex-dependent catabolic process. NCBI's taxonomy places the organism in Eukaryota, Metazoa, Chordata, Chondrichthyes, Chimaeriformes, Callorhinchidae. Gene Ontology annotation, cellular component: anaphase-promoting complex. The record is from RefSeq and is a predicted model, not a curated record. The transcript is spliced from 11 exons. The coding region runs from base 169 to 1707 and encodes 512 amino acids.